GCAGUAAGUUGAGGAAGUCAGGAAGUAAUUUUUCAGUAGCUUACGCAGGAAAUUUAAACUUUCAUUUUAGUAGAUCUAGAUUCUAGUGCUAAGUAAAAACUACAUGCACGAUUUUAAUUCCUAACUUUGACUACGUGCCAUUUGGAGCUGACUAGUUAUAUAAUUCCUGUACAAAUCUCCUUCCAUUCAGCAGUGAAGGCUUUUUGUUUGAUGUAAACAUUCCAAGUUAAAUCUCAGUCCACCGAAUGUGAUUCUACAGUCCAAUGUUAUACAACUUACAAGUCAUUAAAAAAACCAGUCAAUUUUCAUGGAGAUUCAAAUGUGUUUUUUUUUUAGAUUUGUUGAAUAACAAUAUAUCAAAUGGUGCAUGGUCUAUAUAACCAUGUGCUUAAUAAUAACAGUUUCACAUACACAAAAACAUCUGAAAGUAUCAUUGUGUCAUGUGUAAUCAUUCUCUAAGGAUAAUACCACAAACUUACAAGCACUUGUUAAUUAAUCUAGAGGAUAAAUAUCCAACACAUCUUUAAAAGAAAUUUAAUAGAAAGUUCUCUUUUCAAGACAAGUCUAAAAAUUGCAUUAUGCCAAAACCCAAGUGUUUAUUUUCUUGUGACAUGUGUAAAAAAACUUUUAACAACAAAUCUAAUUUAACUAGGCACUUACAAAUGCAUACAGGGAUUAAGUCAUUUUCAUGCAGUGUUUGCAGCAAAACAUUUCUAACUAAACAUCAUUGCAGUGAGCACAGUCUUACACAUUCACUGUCUAGAGAUUUAUUUGUAUGUCCUGUUUGCCAUAAAUCUUUUACUACCAGGCGUCGUUUUAAAACACAUCAGGUAGUGCAUACACAUGAGAAACCAUUCACCUGCAAUGUUUGUCUCAAAUCGUUUUCUUUUAAGUGUUCUUUGCUUGUUCACCAAGCUAGCCAUGCACAAGAUCAAACAUUCUCUUGCAGUUUUUGUAGUAAAACUUUUGUUAAUCGUACAAGUUUUCGACGGCAUCAGCAUUUACAUGAAAAGGGGAAGCCUUAUUCUUGCAGGCUUUGUACAAAAACUUUUGCAACAAAUUAUCAUUUAAAACGUCAUCAGUAUACUCAUAGUAUAAUAAAACCCGUCAGAUGUAUUUUGUGUAACAGAACUUUUGGCUACAAAUCUACAAUAGAAGAUCAUCUCAUUAGCCAUAUAGAAGGUAAAGACAAUUCUUUUAGUUGUAAAGCUUGUAAUAAAUGUUUUACUGGUAAUGGAGCUUUGGAGCAGCAUAGCUUCACUCAUCUAGAGAAGAUAUUUACUAAUAGUAAUAGGCCUACUUGCACUGUUUGCUCCAAAUCAUUCAGUUCUCUGUCUGGUCUAUAUAAACAUCAAGUUGUGCAUACAGGGACGAGGCCAUUUGUUUGCAAUAUUUGUGGUGCGACUUUUAAGUUGAAACAUCAUUUAAAAGGACAUCAGCUUGUGCAUUCAAAGGAGAAAAUUGGAAUAUGCUGUUUGUGUAACAGAACUUUUACUUACAGAUCGUCCUUAACAAGACAUCUGUUAAUACAUUUGGUAUAGAAGCGUGCAUCAGAGACUAGACCUAAAAUACUUGAGCGACAGAAUCAAGUACUGAAAAUUUUUUUUGUUUAGUUACACAUCAUAAUAAUUCCAUUGUAUUUGGCCAAUUUGUUCUUUAGCUAAACUAUUUUUCUUAUUACAUUUUCUUGGAUCAAUAUUUUAAACUGAGGUAAUGGGUGUAGUAUAAUCAACUUGUCGCCAAAUCUUUGCUUUUAGUCAGUAGUAAAUUGGGAUAAAAGGAUGAUUUCUAAUAAAGGAGUUAUAAAAGUAAUGGAACAAAAUACUACAAAUUAAUAGUAGAUGAUAAAGUGAUUAAAAGAUUUUAAUUGUAAAAGAUAUAAUGCUAUUUUUCUGAUAAUAACCAAACUAUUAAAAAUACAUAUUUAUGUUCAUUAGGAUUAAAUUGGGUAAAGAGUGUGUAUGUUUUUUUUUUGGCUGCAUAAGUAAAUAAAAAGGUUUUUGUUCUCAGUGUUUUUUAGGCUUUAUACUUUAUUGUAAGUAAAAACUUGAUAAAAUGAAUAUAUGCUAUUUAACAACUUAAUAAAAUGAAUGUAUGCUGUUUAAGAACUAGAUAAAAUGAAUGUAUGCUGUUUAACAACUAUAUAACAUUAAUGUUUGCUAUUUGACAACUAGAUAAAAUGAAUGUAUGCUAUUUAACUAGAUAAAAUGAAUGUAUGCUAUUUAACAACUUAAUAAAUUGAAUGUAUGCUGUUUAACAACUUAAUAAAAUGAAUGUAUGCUGUUUAAGAACUAGAUAAAAUGAAUGUAUGCUGUUUAACAACUAUAUAACAUUAAUGUUUGCUAUUUGACAACUAGAUAAAAUGAAUGUAUGCUAUUUAACUAGAUAAAAUGAAUGUAUGCUAUUUCACAACUUGAUAAAAUGAAUUUAUGCUAUUUAACAACUUGAUAAAAUGAAUGUAUGCUAUUUAACUAGAUAAAAUGAAUGUAUGCUAUUUAACAACUUAAUAAAUUGAAUGUAUGCUGUUUAACAACUUAAUAAAAUGAAUGUAUGCUGUUUAAGAACUAGAUAAAAUGAAUGUAUGCUGUUUAACAACUAUAUAACAUUAAUGUUUGCUAUUUGACAACUAGAUAAAAUGAAUGUAUGCUAUUUAACUAGAUAAAAUGAAUGUAUGCUAUUUCACAACUUGAUAAAAUGAAUUUAUGCUAUUUAACAACUUGAUAAAAUGAAUGUAUGCUAUUUAACUAGAUAAAAUGAAUGUAUGCUAUUUAACAACUUAAUAAAUUGAAUGUAUGCUGUUUAACAACUUAAUAAAAUGAAUGUAUGCUGUUUAAGAACUAGAUAAAAUGAAUGUAUGCUAUUUGACUAGAUAAAAUGAAUGUAUGCUAUUUGACAACUAGAUAAAAUGAAUGUAUGCUAUUUGACAACUUGAUAAAAUGAAUGUAUGCUAUUUGACAACUUGAUAAAAUGAAUGUAUGCUAAGGGGUCACCCACAAAUGACGUCACGCUUUUUUGGACGAUUUUACCUCCCCCCCCCCUCCCCUGCGUCACACAUCGUCACAAAAAGCCAGACCC
Molecule: messenger RNA, 3075 nt
Organism: Physella acuta
Lineage: Eukaryota; Metazoa; Mollusca; Gastropoda; Physidae
Product: putative zinc finger protein 840
Biological process (GO): regulation of gene expression
Cellular component (GO): nucleus
Source: RefSeq, a predicted model, not a curated record